Messenger RNA from Ectocarpus siliculosus, 1209 nucleotides. NCBI's taxonomy places the organism in Eukaryota, Phaeophyceae, Ectocarpales, Ectocarpaceae. The record is from the annotation of a GenBank genome assembly.
AUGGUCGGCAGCAAUUUGUUCGCAUGCGUGAGAGAUACGAGAGAAGGCAUCCGUGACCCCACAGGCUCCAGGCACCAAGCUCGAUCGAGAGCGGGGCCAGUCGGCCCUUAUCCCGUAUGGUCCCUAUCAAGAAUUCGGGCACCGGUUCCUAUCGACCUUCCACGUCGCAACUCUGGUGGUUUCGAUUGGUACGGGGGGCAAGACGACGAUGCCAAUGCCAUCACAGACCAACGAGCCUCGGACAGACGUUGGAGGUGGAAAAGAGGGCCUACGGAGAGUGCUCAUCCUGUCCGUCCCUCCAGCUACUCUCUUGAUUCGACAAUCGUCGCCGUUAGCAUGGAAAAAGCUGGUCAGACGUCAUCGCUGCGGAGCGCGGAUACCUUCGGCUCUGAUGAUGAACGUAGCGGCUCGAACGAGAGUGGGCCCAUUGAGGACAGUCUCUCCUUCCCGCAUUCCAGUAUCCUGAUACCAUCAGCGGUGGUGGUCGUAGACCGUCAAGGCGAUGCUGGCCCGUUGACAGCUCGGGAGUGUGCCAGUCACUUUCAGAGUGUCUCACUCAAGCGCCGUCACGGAAGCCAUGGAAGGCAGAACGGAGCAGGUCUAAUUGAGGAUGACCUACCUCGUCGCCGCAUCGGACUUGCCGCAGCGCCGAAGAUUUUGGAUGAUGCCGUCCACAAACAGGUGAUCGACGAGAAAGAAGCUGACCUGGAGUCUGAUGAAGACGUGCAAGGAGGUCCGAGGCGCCGUCGGGGUCGUAGGCCGGGAGAACCCACAGAAGAAGAUUUUCCGCUCCGCCGCUCGAGUGUCUGGUCUGUUUCAGGUUUUUCGGUAGACCACGUCAACAAUACUGACGUGCAGUCUAUGCCAGAACAUGACAAUGACCUAGAGUAUUUUUCCAAUGCACACGGUCCACGGAACCGUCAAUCACGUGCACGGCAGGGACCCGUGGAGGACAGCUUGCCCCGACGACGCUUUUGUUCCUCCUCUAUUCCGAUGACAUCGGUAGACAACUCUUCCAUUGAAGCCGACCGGCAGCCUCUGCCACAGCAUGGGAACGACCUGGAAGCUGUUGUCGAGGAGGAUGGUUCGCAGCAUGGUUGGGGUCAUCGACGGGGAGGACUUCUUGAGGACGAUCUGCCACGCCGCCGUUCCGGUUACUCCGCCACAUCCACAUCAGGGUUUGCACAACAUCUUGAGCGCAAGGAGUGA